UCUGUCCGCGUUGGAGCGGGCGGGCCUCCGCCAGAGUGUCCGCGGCCGCCGUGUGACGUGGCACAGCAGGAGUCUUAACGCCAGAGCCGGAGCGGUAGCGACAGUCUCCGAGCAGUUUGUCGUGAGCGUGAUAGAAGGCCCGCGGACGCCGUAGACCCCUUCUUGUGCCCAUCGCAAGUGCCACUACCGCCAUGGGCCUCACCAUCUCCUCUCUCUUCUCCCGCCUCUUCGGCAAGAAACAGAUGCGCAUUUUGAUGGUUGGAUUGGAUGCUGCUGGCAAGACGACCAUUCUUUACAAACUGAAGUUAGGGGAGAUAGUUACCACCAUUCCCACCAUUGGUUUUAAUGUGGAAACAGUAGAAUAUAAGAACAUUUGUUUCACAGUAUGGGAUGUUGGUGGUCAAGAUAAAAUUAGGCCUCUCUGGAGGCAUUACUUCCAGAAUACCCAGGUAAGGAAUGGGUUUCAUGCUCUGGAUUUUAUAUUAAUAUCUAGUAUUAAUAUGGGCAUUAGUGUUUACUAUAUGAAUUUGUGUUCUUCUUGUCACCUCUCAUUUGUAUUCUUUAGUGGACUGUCACUCAUGCCUUCGAAAGCUAAAUUACCAAGUAAGGAAGAAGUAAAUAGCCAUUCCAGUAAGAUUUUGGAAGAUGGGGGUGGGGAAUGUAAGUGUCCUGGGGACAGUGAUGCUUGUACUCGAGCUGUGGAGAAUGAAACUUCAAAUGAGAGGCAUCUCCAGAAAGAUCCUGCUUAUUUUUAUGGAUAUGUGUAUUUUCGACAAGUUCGAGAUAAAACUCUUAAAAGAGGCUACUUUCAGAAGAUUAUAAACGCCAGUCUAGAUUUUUAA
Castor canadensis (American beaver) is the source of this 842-nucleotide messenger RNA. Lineage: Eukaryota; Metazoa; Chordata; Mammalia; Rodentia; Castoridae. The record is from RefSeq and is a predicted model, not a curated record.